This is a messenger RNA of Hemibagrus wyckioides, 1758 nucleotides long. RefSeq names its product neural proliferation, differentiation and control, 1a (gene npdc1a). Gene Ontology annotation, cellular component: membrane. The record is from RefSeq and is a predicted model, not a curated record. NCBI's taxonomy places the organism in Eukaryota, Metazoa, Chordata, Actinopteri, Siluriformes, Bagridae. The transcript has 8 exons. The coding region runs from base 141 to 956 and encodes 271 amino acids.
GGUCUCGGCUAUCUUUAGAAGGGCUUAGACUGGCUCAGAGUGACAGGUCCACCGAAGCGAUAACAUUACUGGCUGGCACUGGGAGACUCCACUAUUUAUGUUACGCUAAAAGUGCGUUCCAGCCUGAAGAGGAUGGCGCAAUGACUCCUCUCGGCUCUUUUCUGCCUCCGUUAACGGGAGAAAUAAGCUCGAGGAUGCUGCCCAGGCGGAUGGACCGGUUGUUCUCCGCGCUGCUGUUCGGCGUCCUUCUCGCCGCUGUUAGCGCUAGCAUUCCAGAUGCUUCCUUUACUGAUGUCGACGAACAAAUCGACUACCUGUCUUCAGUCAUUGCAAAGCAGCAAGUCUCAGAUGUCAGGGAGUCAGACUCUCCUAAGCCGAAGAGUCAGUCCACGCCGAAGAGCGUGUCCUCUAACCUGAGUACAGUAAAACCAGUCACACAAAGCCCCUACACCUCGACCCAGCAAACCUUCAAACCCCCUGUGGCUCAGACGAAGGCUCCGGGUCAUGGCAAGCACAUCGGCACGACCUUUCCAGAAGAUGGCCUGAUCGUUAUCAUGAUGUCUGCGUUCAUCAUUUUGGGGACUGUGGCUCUCAUCGCGGCGGCUGUCUGUUGGUUUCGGAUACAGAGAGAAAGCCAUUUGACUCAGAAAGUGGACUACCCUGCGUUUCACACAGUGGGAAGCAGCUCCUCUAGCAGCAACUCGUCGGGGGACAAGAAGCUGGCUCACAGUGCUCAGAUGUAUCACUACCAACAUCAGAAACAACAGAUGCUCUCAAUGGAAAAACACAAAAUUGAACCUAAAGUCUCCGAACCUGGAGUUGCGUCAGAUGAGGAAACCGAAGAGGGAGACUUCACUGUAUACGAGUGUCCUGGACUCGCACCGACUGGAGAGAUGGAAGUGAAGAAUCCACUAUUCGACGACUCGACCUUACAGAACGGCAGGAAUCACAAGUGAUGCGAAAAACACCCAGCUAAACACAUCCAGUGUUUCCUUUCCACCUGAGAAAACCUUACCGAUAUACACGCACACCUCGAACGCAUAUAAAAGCACACACACAGACACACUACACCCAUCCAACACUGGACAAUGAUUUCUUGUUAGCUUAGCUCUUUAGAGCAAAAUAUAAUAGGGAAAACCUAUUAACCCCCCCACACACAACCCCGCCCCCCCAAAACCAAAAGAAUCUGAGGCCUGGAUGAAAAUAAACUCAAAAGCUUGUAAACAACCUGAUCGAACUGUUCAAUGCAUUCUUAAUGAACACCGUGUACUCAGACGGCCUAGAAAACUUCACUUGUACCGGAUUUGUCAAUUUUGUUAUGUUUGUGCAGCUUAUUAUAUUAGUUGACACUUUUUUUUUUUUUUUUUUUUGUUUCAAGCUGCUUUAUAAAUUUUAAACACGUGUUUUACAUACACUACAUACUUUUAUGAAUAGAAACUUUACCAAUCAUGAGUUAAAACUUUUAGAAAACGUUUUUGUCUCUUGUAUACGGUUCUGUAUCUUCUCAUGCAUUUAAAAGCUUAGAUUUAUUUUAUUUUUUUUUUAAUCUUUUAUCAGGUUUUUCUCCAUUUUCGUCUGCUGUCCCGUUCUUGUCUGUCUACCUCUCUAUUUCACACUUUGCCACUUUUGUCUGUUGUCGUGUAAGCUUCUAUUCAGAUCGAAUAAUGAACAGACUUUUUGUGUAUACAGCACAAGCAGCAAUGAGGCAUCACAAUACUUAAGUCACUUUAGUAUAAAUAAAUAUCCUUGUUAAACAGG